AUGCCAUCUUCAGUGGACAUCCCUCCCUACUUCCCCCCGCUUUUCUGGAGGUUGUGGUUUCCUCCCGAUGUAGACCAGCGUGCCCGCCUUCACAUCUACCAUGUUUACGAUAACGAACUCGGCGAGAUUGAGCAACAACCUCAGCCCUCCAGUUCGGUUUUCGUCCAUCUCUUUCACAACGAGAAUGGCACUCCCUUGAGGCUAUCCGAGGACACGCAGGAGAUGUUGGAACGGGCUGGAGGAAUCGUUUCCGCACUCGAAGAUGAUCUCCUGCCUCACCUGAACGCUCUGCGGUUUCACCUCCGACGUUAUCCACCACAAGCUUCGAGGGCCCCGCAGGUCACAAAUACCUUUUCGUUCCCCAGCAACAGUCUAUCAAAGCUCCGGCGGUAUCUUACUUUCAUCAGGUUCCGGAAUAGCGCUGGCUACUCCACUCUGAUUCGGCGACUUCACGCCACCCCGCACCACCAAGGUCCGGGAGACCCGACCAUCUACUCUGAAGCCUUCCGGCCGUACCUCAUCCGAACUAAACGAAGGUAUCUCUUGAAGUGCUUUAUCGACUUUUUGGAAGGAAAUGACGCUCGUUCUCGCAAUCACCUCCAAGGUGUGGACCUAUCGCCCGACAACAAGUUUGUGGGAUUGGUUCGAGAGGUUAUGGAUAUCUAUUGUUGGAGGUUGCUUGAAGCUGAGAUUUGUGUUGGGGUCGCUACUGAUGAGCAAGAGUACAUCCUUCCGGAUUGCUGCUACGGAGCUUUGGACGAGGGGUUUGACGAGGAUAGGGAGAAAUGUGACUUCUUCUUUCCUAUUAGCCCAGCCAUUUCCGUCUACCUUCUGGGUAGCUCGUGCUUUGAUGACGAACCUUCUUUCGCGCCGUCCGAACAGCCGAGCUCCGUGUCCAUCCAUAUUGGCCCAGAAUCUGCCAUCGACGUCCAUCUGCGGAAUACCAUGGUCCUCCAGACGUACCCGCCGUACCUCAUCUUCUCUUCCCUUCGUGGCAUCUCCCUUUCGGUCUCCUCGUACUACGAAUUCCGAUGGAUCAACGAGCAUCAAGAUUAUUCGCGGUUGAGGAUGCGGUGCAGGCAGAAGUUCAUGAUGGAGGGAGUGGUCAAGACUUUGGUCAUCAGAGAAAGUGUAGAGUCGAACGGAGAGAGCCAGCCACCUGCCAGCCCGGACAGUCCUGUGCGGAUGGAAUCCCCGCCUGGGAAGGACGAGGUUCGGGUGUUCGACCUGACUGAUGAAGUUCAGCUGAAAGGAAACUGGGCCGUCGCUUUUGGGACUUUCUCCGACGUUUGGGAGGGAACUUGGAAAGAUCCUAUUGAGAAGAGGGACACAGCGGUUGCUGUGAAGUUCCUGAGACAGGCGAUGGUGAAGAAUGUGAAGGAGCGACUCAUUCGAAGAAUACAAGCGGAGGUUGCAACGUGGCAUAAACUGUGUCACCGCAACGUCAGCCAGUUCUUCGGUAUCGUCCAAUCGGCGAAUAGUUUUGGCAUGGUCUCACCAUGGUACUGCAAUGGGAUUAUCUCCGAAUACGUCAGGAAGAACCCUGGCGUAGAUCGACUGAAGCUGCUCAUUCAAGUCGCUUCGGGAAUAGGCCACCUUCAUUCCUUCUCCCCUCCCAUCGUUCAUGGGGACCUUAAAGGAGGCAAUAUCCUCAUUGAUGCUUGCGGUGCAGCGAUCAUUACCGACUUCGGCUUGUCCAAGGUCAUGGAGGAAACCCUCACAGAGGUUUGUGAAGAGGAUGGAGGGGCCGUGUCUGGCCGCGGUACAUCGGUCUUUGCAGGUUCGACACGGUGGAUGGCUCCCGAGCUAAUAAUGGCUCUUGUGGAAGAUGAUGACAAUGGCGGGCCAGGUCCCAAGAUCACUCCAAUGAGUGAUGUCUACGCGUUUGGAAGUGUCUGUCUGGAGAUUGCGACGGACGAACUUCCCUAUUCCCAUCGCAGAACAGACCAUGCCGUGACGCUCGAUAUCAUAAGAGGUAUUUUACCCACUCGCAAGGAUACUUGCCUAGUCAAAGGUGUGGACGAGGACAGAUUCUGGCAGCUAUUAGAACGGUGCUGGAGUCUGGAUGUUACCCUACGGCCGACCAUGAUUGAGGCACUGCAUUGGUUGGAUGGACUCCGGAACUUGAACUUGUUACAGAACGGUACCAUCCACCGCCGGAGGCAACCCCUCAAUUAA
Molecule: messenger RNA, 2178 nt
Organism: Coprinopsis cinerea okayama7#130
Lineage: Eukaryota; Fungi; Basidiomycota; Agaricomycetes; Agaricales; Psathyrellaceae
Product: TKL/TKL-ccin protein kinase
Exons: 8
Coding region: 1-2178 (725 amino acids)
Biological process (GO): protein phosphorylation
Molecular function (GO): protein kinase activity; ATP binding
Source: RefSeq, a predicted model, not a curated record